Macrosiphum euphorbiae (potato aphid) is the source of this 387-nucleotide messenger RNA. The record is from the annotation of a GenBank genome assembly. Lineage: Eukaryota; Metazoa; Arthropoda; Insecta; Hemiptera; Aphididae.
AUGACUGAUGAUAAUAAAAUUGAUGUUAAAAAUAACUUUAAUCAUCUGAUUACUGAAGAAAAGAACAAACACACUGUUUAUUGCACAAAAUGCCCAUCCAAGAUUCUGUCAUCUACAAUGGGAAAGCAUUUAAGAAUCGAAUUCAAUCUUCCACACAUGUCUCAAAAAAAAAAUUGUGAAGCUGUUGAAUGCGAACUGUUGGCGGAUUACUGGAUGGUUCCAGAUAUGUAUAUGUUUGAUAAUAUUGGAUUUUCAAAGACUGUUGAAUCUGGCAUUAAAUAUCUUAUAUGUGCUGACUGUGAAAUUGGACCAAUUGGAUGGUAUGACGAUAAAACUAAGCAAUCUUAUGUAGCACUGUCAAGAGUGAAACACUCUGAAGAUUCGUGA